AGAGCUCUGCGCCACUGACACGUCUUUCUCCACGAGCAACAGCGCCAUCUCUGACUACGAAACGGAGUAUCCUUCCGUCGUGUGCACCCCCAGGACGAGUAGCAGCGUACACGUAUCUUGUGUGUCACCGCCACACUUCUCCUUCAUCGUUCUCCUCCCUUCGUAUUAUCGCUGCAUUGCUACCCCCACGUCAAGUAACCACCGAGCAACCCAACCCUCAUACACCGCCACACUCCAUUCAUCCCGCCGCCAUUAAAAUCAACACCCGCUCCGUAAAGCGAUCUUUUCCUUUAUCGUUUUCUUCCGUUCUCUUCUCUCCCAUGCCUAACGUUACCAACACCUUUGUGACGCUGCCCAACGGCGUCAAGAUGCCGCAGAUCGGCCUCGGCGUGUGGCAGUCCGCCGCCGGUGAAGCCACAGAGAACGCCGUGAAGUGGGCCGUGCAGGCCGGCUACCGCCACAUCGACACGGCUCGCAUCUACGAGAACGAGGAGAGCGUCGGUGUGGGCAUCCGCGACUGCGGCGUGCCGCGCGAGCAGAUCUUCGUCACAACAAAGCUGUGGAACACAGAUCAGGGCUACGAGAGCACCCUCGCCGCCUUCGAGGAGAGCCGAAAGAAGCUCGGCCUUGACUACAUCGACCUCUACCUCAUCCACUGGCCGCGCGGCAACGCUAUCGUGGCCAAGGAGGGCAAGAAGUACCUGGACUCGUGGCGCGCCUUCGAGAAGCUGUACGAGGAGAAGAAGGUGCGUGCGAUCGGCGUGUCGAACUUCAACAUCCACCACCUCGAGGACGUGCUGGCGAUGUGCAAGGUGGCGCCGAUGGUGAACCAGGUCGAGCUGCACCCGCUGAACAACCAGGCGGAGCUGCGGAAGUACUGUGCCUCGAAGAACAUCUACGUGGAGGCGUGGUCGCCGCUGGGCCAGGGCAACCUGCUCGCCGAUCCGCAGCUCACGAGCAUCGCCGCGAAGCACCACAAGAGCGCUGCGCAGGUGAUCCUGCGCUGGGACAUUCAGCACAACACCAUUACGAUCCCCAAGUCUGUGCACAAGGAGCGCAUCGUCGAGAACGCCCAGGUCUUCGACUUUGAGCUGAGUGCGGAGGAGAUGGCGACGAUCGACGCGAUGAACACGAACCACCGCUACGGCCCCAACCCCGACGACGCCGAUUUUUAGUUUCUGGCUGUGGUUAUUGAAGCCAAUGCAUUUUCUUCGUCUUCUCCGGGAUGUGUCGAAGGAGUUUCCUUGUAAAGGCUGGAGGUGCGUGCAUGACAUCGGAGUGGUGAUGCAUCAAAACCGCAAAUAAUUUUCAAGUGACGCUUUCUUUCUGAUUUGAUUUUUCUCAUUAUUAUUCUUCUCAACGUAGAGCCUGUUCGUGGGAUAGCGUGCACCUUAGCCAGACACUGGAAGCGCGCUAGAGCGUUGCGCUAUCAGGUUAUCGCCAGCAAACCCACUCAACGAAGCACCUCUUGUUGUCUCUCUUUAUUUUUGUUUCUCUUCUCUACCGUCACAAUAGGACAAU
Leptomonas pyrrhocoris is the source of this 1521-nucleotide messenger RNA. RefSeq names its product putative mitochondrial prostaglandin f2-alpha synthase/D-arabinose dehydrogenase (PGFS). The record is from RefSeq and is a predicted model, not a curated record. Gene Ontology annotation, molecular function: oxidoreductase activity. NCBI's taxonomy places the organism in Eukaryota, Euglenozoa, Kinetoplastea, Trypanosomatida, Trypanosomatidae. The coding region runs from base 321 to 1175 and encodes 284 amino acids. The transcript has a single exon.